AUGAAGUUCUACACAGUCUUUACCGCUGCGCUGGCAAGCUACACCCUAGCUUCACCCAUCAUCAUCACUUCAGACUCAACCACCAUCUCAAACCGUGGUCUGUCUCAAGAAUUCGCACCACGUAUCGGUGUCACCUUGCCCACUGGUUCAAAAAAGGUUCCUCGCGCUGUAUCAGAUCGUAUCCGACGCACAAGCAAGAACCACGAUAGUGUCAUUAAACUCAUGGACUUUGUCGCUGCGAGAGUACGUGAUGAAUGUCGAGAUAUAAAUGUUGCGAUCAAGGCAGUCAAGUUUGAGGGUUUGAAGGAUGGAGCUGUCGCGACAACAGUCCGCACCAUGAACACCAUAAGAACACUCUUAUCCAAGACAGUUUCUCAAUUGGACACCACUCCAAACAUGGAGUUUACCAAAGAAGAGCGCCUAACGAUCAUCAAUGAUGUACAAAUCGUCACGAGCGAGUUUUUCGAGACCACCAAAGACUACAUCGACACCUUGGGAGGCUCAUCAGGAGGACGCUCAAUCUCCCGCGCGGCACAAAUGCUCACCGAUGCACUAGAGAGCAUUGUCGCUGUUGAUGCAGAACUUGCUUCCGAUAUGAAUCGCAAGCUAACACCUAUCUUCUCUGGCGUUGGCGAUGACGAUGAAGAUUUGCUCAACGUUGUCAUGAGCUCUAUUACGAGCUUCGUAUCGUCAAUGAAGCCUGCUACAUGUAGCACUAAAGAUUGUUCCAGCAAUCAGAACGAAGAAUUGAGAUGA
Messenger RNA from Fusarium poae, 756 nucleotides. RefSeq lists its product as uncharacterized. Lineage: Eukaryota; Fungi; Ascomycota; Sordariomycetes; Hypocreales; Nectriaceae. The record is from RefSeq and is a predicted model, not a curated record. The coding region runs from base 1 to 756 and encodes 251 amino acids. The transcript has 2 exons.